Triticum turgidum subsp. durum (durum wheat) is the source of this 351-nucleotide messenger RNA. The record is from the annotation of a GenBank genome assembly. Lineage: Eukaryota; Viridiplantae; Streptophyta; Magnoliopsida; Poales; Poaceae.
AUGGGGAGCGUCGUGUCCUUCAUAAACCACACCAGCGACAUCAACUUGGUCAACCACCACAUGGAAAACGGCGGGUGCCUCGACGAGUUCAUGACGGCCAUAAGCGAGUGCCACCCUGACGUGAUCAUGCUGCGGGCCGACCCAGCCAAGCGCGACGUCGACGCAGAGGAGUGCGGCAGGGCGACGGCGGCUCUGCGCAAGUGCUUCGGCCGCAACCCGCAGUGGUUCGAGCACCAGUACAUCGACCGCUUGGACCACCGCCUCGACCAGGACGUCAAGCCGUCGCCCAAGCAGGUGAAGGAGGAGGAUGAUUACAGGUGGAGGUGGUGGACUGGCAUGAGGAGAAGCUAG